This is a messenger RNA of Mandrillus leucophaeus (drill), 721 nucleotides long. RefSeq names its product coiled-coil-helix-coiled-coil-helix domain containing 5 (gene CHCHD5). The transcript is spliced from 4 exons. The record is from RefSeq and is a predicted model, not a curated record. Lineage: Eukaryota; Metazoa; Chordata; Mammalia; Primates; Cercopithecidae. The coding region runs from base 213 to 569 and encodes 118 amino acids.
CACCACCUCCAGUCGGAGAUCUGGAGCGCUUGUGUCUGCGGCUCAAUCCCGUGAGGUGCGGCGCAGCUCAGCGGCGCAUUCUCUUUGGAGCGGAGGCACCACCGUACUUUCCAUCGCUUACUUCCGUUAAACCCCGGGCGCUGCCAUGGCAAGCCGGAAAUAGGGAUAAAUCUAGCCAGAAGAGGGCGGAAGUGGCUACUCAGGGCGUCGCCAUGACGAGUCGGGACCGGAAGAAGAGGCAGGCAGCUCUGGAGGUCACCGCUCGCUACUGUGGCCGAGAGUUGGAGCAGUAUGGCCAGUGUGUGGCGGCCAAGCCGGAAUCCUGGCAGCGGGACUGUCACUACCUUAAGAUGAGCAUUGCCCAAUGCACAUCCUCCCACCCAAUCAUCCGCCAGAUCCGCCAGGCCUGUGCUCAGCCUUUUGAGGCCUUCGAGGAGUGUCUUCGACAGAACGAGGCAGCUGUGGGCAACUGUGCGGAGCAUAUGCGCCGCUUCCUGCAGUGCGCUGAGCAGGUGCAGCCACCACGUUCACCUACAACUGUGGAGGCAAAGCCACUUCCUGCCUCCUGAGGACUCCUCUGACUGCAAGAAAACUGGACAUGAAUGACUGCCCCCAACCCUCCUUCCCUGCAGAGUGACCAGAUGGAGUCCCGAGCCCUGGCCACGGGCCUGGCUUUCUGGGAUAUCAGGACUUCCAAUAAAUAAAGACUGUGUAUACUGGG